Molecule: messenger RNA, 1620 nt
Organism: Vigna unguiculata (cowpea)
Lineage: Eukaryota; Viridiplantae; Streptophyta; Magnoliopsida; Fabales; Fabaceae
Biological process (GO): telomere tethering at nuclear periphery; post-transcriptional tethering of RNA polymerase II gene DNA at nuclear periphery; protein import into nucleus
Cellular component (GO): nuclear pore; nuclear pore cytoplasmic filaments
Molecular function (GO): structural constituent of nuclear pore; RNA binding
Source: RefSeq, a predicted model, not a curated record
GUUUCUUCUCAUCUCCCGCUAACCUAUCACCAAGAAAACGAAAGAAAAACCCUUGCUUCUUCUCCGAUCAUCAGUCCUGUCCUCCUUGUUCUUCCAUUUCCGUCCAACAGAAAGAGGAGCGACUCGCGAAAUCACGUCAUGUCGUGAUUUUCAACGAUUCCAUCAGACGAAGAUCCUGCUCGCUCGUAAUCUAACUCGUGGAUAGCACAAAUCUCCAAGCUUAACAUACUUCGAUUCAGAUCGCGGUUGUUACUACUUGCUUCUAACGAUGUCUGGUUCGAACCCUUUUGGGCAGUCUUCGUCGAGCCCUUUAGGCUCUCAAAUAGUUUAUGGACAGACCAAUUCAAGUACCAAUCCAUUUGACCCUAACCCGUCUGGUAGUACGAGUCCAUUUGGUUCGCAAACUGGAAGAUCCAUGUUCGGAGGUACUUCCACUGGGGUAUUUGGUGCGGCACAACAGUCUUCUCCCUUUUCUUCCAAUACAGCUUCUGGGGCUUCAUCGUCACCUGCUUCCGGUAGCUCCGUACCCGCUUUUGAGUCUUCUUCAACUCCUACUUUUGGUAGCUCAUCAUCGUCAGUUGGUGGAUCAUCCGUUUUUGGUCAGAUGCCUGCUUUUGGAGGUUUUGGAUCUACUCCUACUCAAACAAGUCCAUUUGGUGCCACACAGCAAUCACAACCGGCUUUUGGAAGCAGCAUAUUUGGUUCCUCAACAACUUUUGAAGGAUCAUCUCGGCUUGCAUUUGGUGCUACAAGCAUCCCUGCAUUUGGCACUCCUGCAUUUGGUGCUAGCAGACCUUUGGAAAUACUGGUAUCGACCUUUGGAAAUACUGGUAUUAGACAGCCAGGUUUUGGAGGUCAGCAACGGGGUGGAAGUAGAGUAGCUAGUUACACAGCAACAACUGAGGCAUAUAGUAGAACCUCUGUACACACUGCAAAAUUGGAAUCUAUAUCUGCCAUGCCUGUUUACGAACUCAAAAGUCAUGAGGAACUAAGAUUGGAGGACUAUGUGGGAGACAAAGGUGGAAGUACAGUAGCUAGUUAUGCAGCAACAAUUGAAGCAGAUAGUGGUACCUCUGGACGGAUCCCAAAAUUGGAAUCCAUAUCUGCCAUGCCUGUUUACGAACUCAAAAGUCAUGAGGAACUAAGAUGGGAGGACGAUCAAUUGGGAGACAAAGGUGGACCACUUCCCUCUGGUCAGUUUACUGGUUUGGCAGGCUUCAGUUCGUCUACAACACAGACAAAUGCCUUUUCUCCUUCACCAGUGUUUGGUCAAUCAUUGGCCAAUCCUUUUUCUUCCACAACACCUAAUUCUAACCCGUUUGCGCCAAAGAGUUCUCCCUUUUCUUCUGGAUUUGGAACUUUUGCCGCUAAUGCCUUCAGUUCAUCAGCUUUUGGUUCUUCAACAUCAGCAGCAACACCCACUAUUUUUGGCUCAUCCCCAUCUCCAUUUGGUGCUAACUCUUCUUUAACUCCCAGCUUUGGAGCUAAGUGUUCCAUAGGUAGCACUGUCUUUCAGUACAGAAAGUAUUUGUUUGAGCCUUUACACUGUGUAGCAUUUAUUUAUUUCAUUUGUUGUGUUUUUUUGCUUUUACUUAGGUAAAUUUUCUCCCUUCCGCUUUC